AUGUCAAACACUCGAAACGCUCCACUUCUCCUCAAUGAGUCCAACUAUACGACCUGGUCUUUUCUCAUGAUCGCUAAGCUGAGCAAAAUCGGAGCUCUCGAUGUUGUUCAAGGCUUAAUCCAGAAACCAGUACUCGUUGACAUCAAGAAACCUACUGAAGAAUUUGUGGUGUAUAGCGAAACAAAUCGGGUGGCGUACAUUGAAAUAAUCGAGCACCUCGACACCAAUCACCUGGCCUACAUCGCUCAGAUCCUCAAUGACGACGACUCCUUCGACGGUCAUUCGGUCUGGCAGAUCCUCAAGAAAAAAUACGCUGGCGACGAUUACAUCGCAAAAGAUUCAGCCCUCGAGAAGUUUCUUGACCUCGAAUAUCAUGGAUCAACGACUGAAUUCAUUUCGGAGAUUCGUGCUGCAAAUCAUCGACUAGUGACAGCUAAGGUCGGUCUAGACGAUCUAGUAAAGACCAGCAUCAUACUUCGGAAGCUUCCGUCCGAGUUCAAAUCCUUCAGAACCGUUGUCAGCGUUGGUUGCCCUCUCGAUUCCGUCGCCACUAUGCUCUCGCGACUUGAAAAACAUGCGGCUCAAAAUCAUCUCGACCGUUCCUCGGAUUCACGAUCUGUUCCCACUGCGACAAAGCCGGUCACAAGGAGUCGAUCUGCUUCGAAAAGCACCCUGAACAACGACCAUCAAAAACAUCAAUCUCUUCGGUAUCAUCGAAAUCCAAGCCAGUUGCUCAAGCCCACCUAG
This is a messenger RNA of Puccinia graminis f. sp. tritici CRL 75-36-700-3, 747 nucleotides long. RefSeq lists its product as uncharacterized. Gene Ontology annotation, biological process: mitochondrion organization; phospholipid transport. The coding region runs from base 1 to 747 and encodes 248 amino acids. Lineage: Eukaryota; Fungi; Basidiomycota; Pucciniomycetes; Pucciniales; Pucciniaceae. The transcript is spliced from 2 exons. Gene Ontology annotation, cellular component: ERMES complex. The record is from RefSeq and is a predicted model, not a curated record.